CAUCCGUGCCCUCCCUCUCUGCAAACCCUCACCUCCCUCACCAUCAUACCACAUAACAACAACUAAACACCAUCACCCCUGCGAACUAAGAUUCGAAGAAAGAACACCCAAAACCUUAUCUUCCUUUCGCCGAUACUGUUCAUCGUCUUCUCCGUCGAGUUUCGUGAUUUUCCAACAUUGAAAAUAGCUCGGGGAAGCUUUUCCAAAUUUUCCAGCUAGCACCGCCCCUUUCGAGGAAUUUUCCGGUCAAACCAUUGCGAGUUGGCCGGCGUGCGAGGGGCAAUUAUCUGUGGCGUUUUCAUCUUUACUAGUUUGCGUGUCUCUUCGGCAGCAAAGUAUCUGUUGAACGUGGCACAAGGUGUGGGUGACCAUGGCAUGGGCAGGAUUUGAAUAUAGUCGGUGUAAACCUUUCUUUGAGGCUGUGCAAGCUGGCCGUUGGGAAACUGCAAAAGACUUUUACAUCCAACAUCCGGAGGCAGUAAGAGUAAGACAUCCAUCUUCUGGGAAGACAGCUCUUCACAUUGCAGUUGAAGCUGGGCAUGUGGAUAUUGUCAGAGAAUUGGUGUCGUUGACAGGAUUUGAUUAUAGUCGGUGUAAACCUUUCUUUGAGGCUGUGCAAGCUGGUCGUUGGGAAACUGCAAGGGACUUUCACAUCCAACAUCCGGACGCAGUAAGAGUAAGCCAUCCAUUCUCCGGGAAGACAGCUCUUCACAUUGCAGUUGAGGCUGGGCAUGUGGAUAUUGUGAAAGAAUUGGUGUCGUUGAUGGAAGAGGGCGACUUGGAAAUAAAAUCACAGGGUGAUCUGACAGCUCUUGCUAUUGCUGCAAUUAAAGGGAUUACCGAAAUGGCUCAAUGCAUGGUAACAAAGAACAAAAAAUUACUCAGCAUUCCCAAUGUUGCAAACGACACUCCACUUGUGCUAGCUUGUUUGUAUGGUCAUUGGCAUGUGGCUCGAUAUCUCUACUCCGUCACUCCACUUGAAGAUUUAAUGCCAGACAAAGGACCUCAUGGCGCUACAAUAAUCUCCAAUUGUUUUCUAUCCAAAGAAUUUGAUAUCUCAUGGGAUUUAAUUAACCGUUGCUCAAAAUUGGCCCUUACUUCGAUCGACGGAUACGCGGCCUCCUUAGAAAUUUUGGCUCGUUGGGCUUCUUCAUUCCGGAGUGGAGUGGAGCUCAAUUUCUGGCAACAACGGAUUUAUGACAGUUAG
Messenger RNA from Pyrus x bretschneideri (Chinese white pear), 1207 nucleotides. Its product is annotated as 26S proteasome non-ATPase regulatory subunit 10-like. Bases 371 to 1207 code for a protein of 278 amino acids. The record is from RefSeq and is a predicted model, not a curated record. Lineage: Eukaryota; Viridiplantae; Streptophyta; Magnoliopsida; Rosales; Rosaceae. Gene Ontology annotation, molecular function: protein binding. The transcript is spliced from 6 exons.